AUGGCGAGCGGAUACGUACCUCAAAUCGACAAGAUGGCCGGGAUGACUCCCACGGAGCGCCGCGAGUUCUGCGACACCCCCGAGAUCGCUGCCGAUGCUUCUUCUAUUAAGCCGCCGAGCACCACCGCUAAGUACGACAGCAAUGUCUCGAUGAACACCUAUCCCGCUGUCGAUGGCAAAGGUGCGGAGCAGGCCAAGGGUCCGGCUGACAUGGAGGGCUUGACCGUUGUCUGGACGAAGAAAUGGCUGAUUGCCGCUUAUGCUGCGAUCAUGCUCAUCUCUUUCGUUAACUCUCUCCAACAACAAACCAACUUCUCAUGGCGACCCUACGUCACCUCGGCCUUCAUGAUGCACGGUCUUACGGCUAUUACCGAUAUCGUUGCGAACAUUGUCGGAGGUGUAUCGAAGCUUCCGCUGGCCAAGUUUAUUGAUAUUGUUGGACGACCUCACGGCUUUCUUCUUUGCCUGAUGUUCAUCGUCGCUUCGCUCAUUCUCAUGGCUCUAUGCCAAAACGUCCAGACCUUUUGCGCUGCGCAAGUCAUCUACUGGACAGGCAUGAACGGUGUCGAUUACAUUUUCAACAUCUUCAUCGCCGAUACCGCGCUUAUGCAGAACCGUUUGAUCUGGAUGGCGUUCACUGGAUUCCCCUACGUUGUCAACACCUUCGCUGGUCCCAAGCUUGGUGAAACCUGGCUCAACCACAGCACUUGGCGUUGGGGCUACGGAUCUUUCGCUAUCAUGACCCCAGUCUUCUCGAUUUCAUUCUGGCUGGUCUUCUGGCUCAUGGGGAGGCGAGCAAGAAAGAUGGGCGUCAUCUCGCGCGAGCCGAGUGGCAGAACGAUCUGGCAGAGCAUCAAGCACUGGUGUACCGAGUUUGACGUGAUCGGGGUCAUACUCAUCACCGGUGGGUUCUCCCUGCUGCUUCUUCCGUGGCCUUUGGCAGUCUACCAAAAGGACGGCUUCGGCUCCCCAAUGUUUAUAUGCAUGGUCAGCUUCGGAAUCUGCCUCAUCCUACUCUUCGUGGCCUGGGAACGUUACUACGCUAGCCAUGCCCUCUUCCCAUACUACCUCAUGAAGAACCGCUCGAUCAUCGCGGCAUGCCUGCUCGGUUGCAACUCCUGGAUCGCUUUUUACUCAUACCGCAUGAUGUACUCUUCAUACCUUCAGGUCGUUUUCCAGCUUUCCGUUUCCAAGGCCGGAUAUAUCACGAACAUCUUCAACAUCGUCUCGUGCACCUGGGCAAUCAUCAUCAGCUUCGCCAUGAAGUACACCGAUACCUACAAAUGGGGUGCCGUCAUCGCCGUCCCCAUUCAACUACUUAUGACUGGCCUGUUGAUCUAUCUCCGCACACCCGACUCCCCGAUAGCGAUCCUGAUCCUGGUGGAGGUACUCGGCGCCAUGGCGAGCGCUAUGCUCUACAACGUGGAGCAAGUUGCUAUCAUGAUGGCUGUACCGCACGACCAAGUCGCUGUUGCUAUCGCGCUUCUCAACCUCGUCACGGCUGUUGGUGGUGCGAUCGGCCAGUCUGUUAGCGGCACUCUAUGGGCUCAAAUCGUACCCAAGAGGCUCGUCGAAUACCUCCCUGAAGAAUCGAAGCAUCUGGCGCCAAAGAUCUAUGGUGAUAUCACUACGCAGUUGGCACUGCCAUGGGGUAGUCCGGAGCGUCAGGCCGUGGUACACGCGUUCGGCGACGCGCAGAAAAUCAUGGUGUUGAUGGGGACUUGUGCAUUUGUGCCUUGCUUCAUCUGGGUGGCCAUGCUGGAGAACCAGCGCAUGAGCGAGCGCAAGGCCCGCAAGGGUCUGCAGGCUUGA
Alternaria arbusti is the source of this 1812-nucleotide messenger RNA. RefSeq lists its product as uncharacterized. Gene Ontology annotation, biological process: transmembrane transport. The coding region runs from base 1 to 1812 and encodes 603 amino acids. NCBI's taxonomy places the organism in Eukaryota, Fungi, Ascomycota, Dothideomycetes, Pleosporales, Pleosporaceae. Gene Ontology annotation, molecular function: transmembrane transporter activity. The transcript has 6 exons. The record is from RefSeq and is a predicted model, not a curated record.